AUGUCGAUCAUGACUUCACCACAACGAGCACCCCGGGUUUGCCGGAUAUGCAAGGCCAAGAAGAAAGCAUGCGGUAAAGAAUUACCUACCUGUUCCUACUGCUUCAAACGUGGCUUCGACUGCGUCUACGAAAAUGAGAGCGAUACACCGCCAAUUAGCGACAAUGUAGCAGAGGUGUUCAAACCAUGGUCUCUUACGUUAUUCCCCAUGUCUAUUUCCGAUACCACUUUGGACAGAACGAUGGCUUAUCAUCUGCACUACCUUUACAAAGUAGUCGGCCAAUCUCCCCUUCAAGCCGGGAAACGUUUCCUUGACAACUUUCAGAGGUGGUUACCCGUCAUAGCCCCACGACGCCUGGAUGAGCAUAUUGAGCUAAGCAAGCGAGGACUUGUUGGGGCUGACGUUUCGAUUCUUUUGCUUUCAAUAUGCCUUGUCACUCUGCGAUCUGGUGGAGACUUGGCCGAUCCUCUUGUACAUCAUGCAGCGGUACACACUACUGUGAGAACAUUGUACGCUCAAGUUCAAGCUAUGAUGCACGCCAGCACAUCCUUGGUUCAGGCUGGUAUUAUCUUAUCGGCUUAUGAGUAUGCUAGUGGCCAGAUUGACUCAGCCUUUAUAUCGAUCGCUGUAUGCAUCAGAAUGGCACAGGUUGUUGGCGUUGACACUGCAUAUAAUAGGCUGGAUGCUGUCCAAGAAGAGACGAGAUUGCAAGCGACGUCAGAGUGGAAUUUGUGGUGGUCCAUCAUUGUGCUGGAAAGCGAUGCCGGACGCCGAGCUCCCAUGGCAGUCUGCCCAAAUUCCGACGUACCUUUACCUUCUGACACAGAAUCCAACGGCGAAUACAUUCCCACGUAUUGCACAAUGUCUUCUUCGACUAUCCAGACCUCUUCCGGUUUGAGCAGUUUCGGCCGACAAGCGCAAGCUAUCUAUUUGCUUGACCGCUGCUUGAAUGAGACGAAUCAGUCUGAACAAGGUGACUCAGAGUCACAACUCUUGAAGCUACAGCAGUUGGACAAAGAUUUACAACAGCGGUUGUCUGUGUUCAUGACACAGACGCCGCAUGAGCCGGGGCUCCGUUGUGGAACUAUCGCAACAGUAAUACGGUCGUUAUACAUUUUACACAAGGAGAUAUUGUCGAGAGCGGGCUCGUUGCCAGUAGACGUUGAUCGAGAGCGAUGGGUUAGGAGCUCUGAAGCCGCGUUAGAGACAAUCACUAAGAUCAUGACUGAUGUUGCGAAGCAUCAUUUGGAGUAUAUUUCUCGCUCUGGUGUUGACUGCUUGGCUUUCUGCUGUGCUUGUAACCUUCGCGUGGCUAUAAAGCAUAUUGAAGAUCGUUGUAAGCAUGGCUUUGUAUGUAAGAGUCUUGUCUCCCAAUUAAAUACUGUAUCAAUCACGGUACUCGUUCAAAAUCAGCGGAUCAUGUCGCAGAUGAACCAUUUGCGUACAGGCAAUAGCUCCCACUUGGGCGGCGACAUGGAUGAACCGCUUGCCGGUAUCCGAGCGAGAUAUUCAGAACCCAACAUUGCGACGCAAUUAGUCCACAUUCAAGCGGCCAACGUGCCGCAACAGAAGUCUUUGGAUUUCCUCGAGAGGCUCGAGUGUCUAUAUUACACAGAUCUACUGCGACGUGAUGAGAGUCAAAGCUCAACCCAGCCGAUUUUAGGUCUUGUCCCAAUCAACGCUUUUGAGGAGAGAAAGUACGUAGCCCUCUCGUACACAUGGAAGCCGUCCCCGGAAGAGGUCGAUAUUUCUGACGGUGGGUACUUGGUUGAAGACAUUCAGUCUGGCCAUCCGAAACCGUCAUCCGUGAGGAAUAUAGUUUUCAGCCGGAUAAAGCGGUACAUGGAUUAUGUUAAAUCCGGUCAUCUGUGGAUCGAUCAACACUGCAUCCAUCAACAGGAAGGCGAAUCAAAGGAGAUUGGCAUGCAGGCAAUGGACCGAGUCUAUAGCCUUAGCGAGCACCCAGCCGCGCUACUAUCACGGAAUAUCAAUACCUCGGAGCAGCUGCAACUACUGACAGACAUUCUCUCUGGAAGUUUUGUGACAAGGCGGGGAGAUAAAUACUUGCCAUCAUCACCGGCACAUUGGAAGAGGGCUCUAGAUGCGUUUCAACUUCUACACUAUAUCACUUCCGAUACUUGGUUCUCCAGAGGAUGGACUUACCAAGAGAACUAUCGUGCGAACAAUAGUAUGACACUACUCAUUACCCACUCCCCAAGACUCAACCUUGAAAAGCCAUCUCGUCACUUUAAAUCUCUGGACGGAGAACUCCUGAUCAAGUCCAAGGACUUUUACGAGCAGGCAACAAAACUUUGUCUAGCCUAUUCAAAUUACAAGCCGACACCACCGUAUCUAUCCACUAUUCUCUCCAGAGCUAAGCGAUAUAAAAUUUCACUUGCUAGCAGCGAUGAUUCAGCCCCAGUGUCAAUGUCCCCGACUAUCAUCGAAGAUAUAACUAGUCGCCAACUGGAAAGGGAGUGGGAUAGACUAGCCAUUAUCGCUAACUGCUGCCAGUAUACCAAACGCUUGAACAGCACAAAGCUCCAGGGCAACAAGCACAGUCUUAGUCUAUCUUUGCUUACACUUGUUCUGAUGAAUGGAGAAAUCUUGCGUAAUCAUCCUCGGGAGAAGCUCGACGUCAACGCGGUGAGGAAAAUGACUAUCAUCGAGUUCUUACACAAACACUUCUUCUACGGGUUGGAUUGCCCUUGGGAAAAUGCAAAGCUUACGUUUAAUAAGGGUUGUCGUUUUGCAAACGUUGUUCUGACCGAAGAGGGUGUACGGACUAAGGGUUACCUAUGGCGGUUUGACGGCGAGAUCUCAACCGCUCAGUUUCGAAAUUACAUUCAGACUCGCAGAAGGAAGAGAAACCGCCAGCCGAUAAAAAGGCCACUUGACUGGCUAGCGGAGCAAUUGGCCGAUGAGUGUCCAGUAGAAGAGGCUAUAAUGCAGGGAAAGCUACUUCACACUGCAGAAUUGCUCGACUCUGAUACUUUAGGCGUCGCCGUCUUUAUCUCGGAGACGGAAGAUACUAAUACUAACUAUAACAGCGAUGGAAGUACUAAAAUGGGCUCUGAAAUGAGUGUUGAUAGCGACGAUCAUGAUGAAGGUUUUGACGCGUUCACGUCGUUUGACAGUGCGCAUUUCGAUCGUGGCGGUUUCGACUUGAAUGAUCUCGACAAGCAUGUCUCGCUUGAAGUUUUAACCUCGUCAUUCGUUAUGAUUUCGCGCAACCUUCUUACUGGGACCGUUGUCCUGCUGGCGGCUAGUUUGGCUAACGCUGGACCCUGCCGCCCUUCGUCAAUUGCUUCCUCGUCUACUGUCAUUACAUCUGUCAGUGAGACUGCGACCAGUUCCUUCGAGAGCGAGAGCGCGACUUCCACUGCUUCUGUCGAUGCGACCCAGACUGCUACCACCGCGACUGAGUCUGAGUCUGAGAGCGAGACUGGAACAACCUUCAUUGUCGAAACGACUCCCACUGUCUCUUCAGUUGAAACCACCACUACAGCUCUUGUCGAUACCACCACAGCCGCGCCGGUUGUCACCUCUGCUGACACUACCACCGAGGCUACAACCACCACUGCCGCAGCUACCACCACCAGCGAAGGACCUGAAGCACUCCAAACCAUCUACUUGUACGCCGGCGGCAGCAAUGACCCCGCCCUCUCACCCCUCGGCGGCACAGGCUUCACAGCACUGGGCGACACAUCACUUCCCGACGUAGAAUACAUCGACUUCACUACCGACGCCACCUCCGCGCUAUUCUUCACCUUGGGCGAACGCACCGGCAAAGUCAAGAUCGGCAACGGCGCCAACGUGGGAAAGCUCGCCGGGUACUCUACAUCCGGCGACUUCAGCUUGGUGAUUAUUGCCGAAACUACACUUGCCGAGGAAAAUGGCAUUUCGCCUUUAGAUUGUGAGAUCAUUGACGGAAAUGGGUUCCAGAUGCUUCAGUGCCAGUACGGAGAUAAGGGGGUUGCGGACCUUUGGACGUGUGCUGGACACUUGACGCUGGUGAAGCCUGGUGUUGACUUCACCAGCAUGUGUGCUCGCGCUGCUACGGCCUACAAGCUGGGUUACAUUCAGGUCGUCGACUAUUAG
This is a messenger RNA of Fusarium oxysporum Fo47, 4101 nucleotides long. RefSeq lists its product as uncharacterized. NCBI's taxonomy places the organism in Eukaryota, Fungi, Ascomycota, Sordariomycetes, Hypocreales, Nectriaceae. The transcript is spliced from 6 exons. The record is from RefSeq and is a predicted model, not a curated record. Gene Ontology annotation, biological process: regulation of DNA-templated transcription. Gene Ontology annotation, cellular component: nucleus. The coding region runs from base 1 to 4101 and encodes 1366 amino acids. Gene Ontology annotation, molecular function: zinc ion binding; DNA-binding transcription factor activity, RNA polymerase II-specific.